This is a messenger RNA of Lobosporangium transversale, 2961 nucleotides long. Its product is annotated as trypsin-like cysteine/serine peptidase domain-containing protein. The transcript is spliced from 7 exons. NCBI's taxonomy places the organism in Eukaryota, Fungi, Mortierellomycota, Mortierellomycetes, Mortierellales, Mortierellaceae. The coding region runs from base 1 to 2961 and encodes 986 amino acids. The record is from RefSeq and is a predicted model, not a curated record. Gene Ontology annotation, biological process: proteolysis. Gene Ontology annotation, molecular function: protein binding; serine-type endopeptidase activity.
AUGACCGGAGUGAAUACCAAUGGUAUACCUAAUGUGAAUACCAAAGGCCCAGAAUUAGCGCGCACCAUCGCAUUGAGUGAACCACCUCAAUGGCAAAAGGUGAUUGAAAAGGCAGUAAAAGCCAUUGUAUCUAUCCGAUUUAGUCAAGUCUCUGCUUUUGAUACUGAAGGACCUGAAACGUCAGAGGCAUCUGGGUUUAUUGUCGAUGCCGAGCGUGGAUUGAUAUUGACAAAUCGGCAUGUCGCUUGUGCAGGUCCAUUUGUUGGAGAGGCUGUUUGCCAUGACCAUGAGGAAGUGGAUGUUUAUCCUGUAUACAGAGAUCCGGUCCAUGACUUUGGCUUUCUCAAGUUUGACCCGUCCAAGAUUAGAUAUAUGGAGGUGACAUCAAUUCCAUUGGUACCAGAGAUGGCCAAAGUCGGAAUCGACAUCCGUGUUGUCGGCAAUGAUGCUGGGGAAAAGCUCUCAAUUUUGUCUGGCUCAAUCUCACGACUGGACAGAAAUGCUCCUGAAUAUGGAGACCUCACAUAUAAUGAUUUCAACACAUUCUAUCUUCAGGCCGCAUCAAGCACAAGUGGAGGCUCCAGUGGAUCACCUGUAAUUGACAUUAAUGGAAAUGCGGUCGCACUACAAGCAGGAGGUAGUCUCAAGGCAGCAACAGACUUCUUCUUGCCUCUGGAUCGUGUACGUCGUGCAUUAACGUUUAUUCAGGAGGGCAAGCAUGUGCCUCGUGGUACUAUCCAGACUCAGUUUAUGUAUAGACCAUUUGAUGAGACCCGGCGUCUUGGAUUGAGUCAAAAAACUGAAGCAUUGAUCAGAGCUACAUUUCCAGAGGAGAUCGGCAUGCUGGUUGCAGAGACUGUUUUGCCCAAAGGACCUGCGGCAGACUGCCUGGAGGAGGGUGAUAUCCUUGUAUCCAUCAACGGAGAACUCAUCACAAAGUUUGUUCCACUAGAGGAUUGUCUAGACAGGAAUGUUGGCAACGAGAUUGAGAUUAUAGCUGAACGUGGAGGCGAGCAGAGGACAUUUAAAGUUGUGGUCCAGGAUCUGCAUAGCAUUACGCCAGAUCGCUAUGUCGAGAUUGGUGGCGCUAAACUCAACAACCUAAGUUACCAACUAGCGCGUAGCUUCUGUGUUCCUGUCAGUGGCGUCUAUGUUUCAGAGCCCAGUGGAAUGUUCAGAUUUGAAGGACCUGACAGGGGAUGGCUCUUGUCUUCUAUUGACAAUCAGCCCAUCCAUAAUUUGGAUGACUUUAUAGAGGUGAUGCAGAAGAUUCCGGACAGAGAAAGGAUCCCUGUUGUGUAUUAUUCCAUUGCAGAUGUCCAUACCACCAGUGUUGCAGUCGUGCAAGUAGAGCGCCACUGGAGUCGUUUUCGGUUAGCAGUCAGAAACGACAAGACUGGCCUCUGGGACUUUACAAGCCUGGGCACACCUUUACCUCCAAAACCCAUUGUUCCCUCUACUGUAAAGUUCCUUGAACUUGACGAGUCUUUAGGACCAGCUAAGGAGCUUUUCAGUAGUAUGGUUAAGGUCGGUUAUUAUAUGCCAUGCCGCAUUGAUGGGUUCCCAAAGAGCAGGAAAUACGGCGCAGGUUUGGUGGUGGAUGCAGAACGUGGCCUUAUUGUUGUUUCGCGCAAUAUUGUUCCAUUUGCUAUGGGGGACUUGAACAUUACCAUUGCAGAUUCUAUCAUUGUACCUGGUAAAGUCAUGUAUUUGCAUCCAACCCACAAUUUUGCAAUUGUCUCGUACAACCCCAAGGACAUUGGUGGCACUCCUAUCAAAUCUGCCAAAAUUUCGCCCAUCAACCUUGUCCAAGGGCACCAGGUGUCUUUGGUAGCAUUCAAUCACAACCAGCGUCCUAUCUGCCUUAGAACCAUUGUAACAGAUAUCACCAGUGUAACAAUCCCUCAUAACGCUACACCUCGCUUCCGUGGUAUAAACUUGGAUGCGAUUACAUUAGACACGCCUCUUGCUCAACAAUGCUCAUCUGGAGUGUUAGCUGAUAGCGAGGGUCGUGUACAAGGCCUCUGGCUUUCUUAUCUUGGCGAGCGUAAUAACUCUGGUAGGGACAACGAGUACCAUCUAGGUCUUCAUAUCUCGACAAUCAUGCCUGUUCUCCAGCCCAUGCAACAAGGAUUGUAUCCAAAAUUACGUAGUCUCAACAUUGAGGUCGUGACGGUUCAAAUGGCUCAAGCACGUCAUAUGGGACUCUCGGACGAAUGGGUCAAGAAGGUAGAAGAAGCCAAUCCUUCCCGCCAUCACAUCUUCAUGGUUCGUCGCACCGAAACUGGGUCGGUAUCAGCGAAGAUUCUUCAGGAGCUGGAUUUGAUUUUGAGUAUUAAUGGCAAAGUCAUCACGAGAAUGUAUGAGCUUGAUGUUCAGUAUGAUGCUACUGAACUAGAAAUGGUGGUACUACGAAAGAAGGUAGAAGUCAAAGUCACUGUUCCGACUGAAGAAGUGGAUGGCAAUGGAACAAGUCGACUAGUCAUCUGGGCAGGUGCAAUGAUGCAUGAGCCACACAAGGCUGUUUUACAACAGAGUAAAACAUUGCCUAGUAGGGUAUACGUCAGUGCGCGGUCGAAGGGGUCGCCCUCCUAUAUGUAUGGAAUGGUCCCUACAAUGUGGAUCACACACAUCAAUGGCACACCAACGCCUGAUCUGGAUGCUCUGUUGAAGGCGGUGAGACAAUGUCCUGAUAAUUCGUAUGUCCGCGUCAAAACUAUGAGCUUCGAUAUGAUUCCCACAGUACUGAGUGUCAAGACAAACAUGCAUUAUUGGCCAACGGCAGAGAUGGUUAGAGAUGACAAUGAAGAAUCUGGAUGGCGUAAAGUUGCGGACCCACCUGCGCCAAAGACAAAGAGCGAAGACGGCGCAGAGGCAAUGGCAGCAGAAGGAGCAGAAGCAGUUGUAGUAGAUGGAGAUGAGAUUGAUAUGGAAGAGGACGCCUCAAGUGAAGUAGUUUGA